Molecule: messenger RNA, 872 nt
Organism: Orcinus orca (killer whale)
Lineage: Eukaryota; Metazoa; Chordata; Mammalia; Artiodactyla; Delphinidae
Product: ubiquitin-like protein 7
Exons: 6
Coding region: 79-531 (150 amino acids)
Source: RefSeq, a predicted model, not a curated record
CGCCAGAGAGAGCUGUAAGGCUCAAAGUAUGCCGGGAGCCAGUAGCCACAGCACAGGGCCGACUCCUCUUCCCGGGGCAUGCCCUCCAGCUCGUACCGGGAUAUGCCAGGUGGCUUCCUGUUUGAAGGGCUCUCUGAUGAUGAGGAUGACUUUCACCCAAGCGCCAGGUCCACGCCCUCGAGCAGCACACCCAGCUCCCGCCCAGCUUCCCUGGGGUACAGUGGAGCUGCCGGGCCCCGGCCUAUCACCCAGAGCGAGCUGGCCACCGCCCUGGCCCUGGCCAGCACUCCGGAGAGCAGCUCUCACACGCCAACUCCUGGCACCCAGGGCCAUUCCUCAGGGACCUCCCCGGUGUCAUCCGGCGUCCAGUCAGGGACGCCCAUCACCAAUGAUCUCUUCAGCCAAGCUCUCCAGCAUGCGCUGCAGGCCUCCGGGCAGCCCAGCCUUCAGAUGGAAACUUUAAUCUUCAGGAAAGAAUGCAGAGCAUCGGAAAUGUUAUUGAGGACUCUUCCCUGGUGGCGCAGUGGUUGAGAAUCUGCCUGCCAAUGCAGGGGACACAGGUCUAUCCCGGAUCCGGGAAAAUCCCCCUUGCCGAGGAGCAGUUAAGCCCCUGUGCCACAACUACUGAGCCUGCGCUCUAGAGCCUGCGAGUCACAACUACAGAGCCCACGUGCUGCAACCACUGAAACCCGCGCGCCUAGAGCCUGUGCUCCGCAACAAGAGAAGCCACUGCAGUAAGAAGCCCGCGCACUGCAGCGAAGAGUAGCCCCCGCUCGCCGCAACUAGAGAAAGCCGGCGCGCAGCAACGAAGACCCAAUGCAGCCAAAAGUAAAAUAUAAAUAUAAAUAAAUAAAUAAAUUUACUGAGAUUUU